Hymenoscyphus albidus is the source of this 2075-nucleotide messenger RNA. Lineage: Eukaryota; Fungi; Ascomycota; Leotiomycetes; Helotiales; Helotiaceae. The record is from the annotation of a GenBank genome assembly.
AUGGGCGGCGAAAAAGUCCCGAUGAAAGAAAUUAACCUCCUGAGAGGCUGGCCACAUCCGUCGUUACUGCCUGUCGAUGCUAUCUCACGAGCUUCGGUGAGGGCGACGGGGGAUCAGGAGGUGGUUAUUCCCGGGUUGUGUUAUGGUCCUGAUGCGGGGUUUGGGCCGUUGAGGGGCGUUGUUGGGAGGUGGUUGGGGGAGUUUUAUGAUGGUUAUGGGAAUGGGGAGGGACGUGGGAAAGAGGGUGAUAGAGAGGGGGAUAGAAGUGAGAGGAUUUGUAUCACCGGGGGAGCGAGCCAGAAUUUGGCGUGUGUAUUGCAGGUUUUUAGUGAUCCGGGGGUUACGAGGGUGUGGAUGGUUGUGCCGACUUAUUUUUUGGCUAUGCGGAUUUUUGAGGAUUCGGGGUGUGAGUUUUUUCUUUCUUGUGUUUCCUUUUUUUGAGGAUGGGGAAUUGGGGGGACUGAGAUGGUGGAGGAUGUGAAAGGGGAUGGGAAUGAGAGUUGAUGCAAGGCAACUUGAGAUGAAUGAGUGAUGCUGACUUUUUGAUGGUUUUAGUGGUUCCUUCAGCUGUGCCGGAAGGGAAAGAGGGGGUGGACUUGGAGUAUUUUGAGAGGGAGCUUGAAAAGGAUUUAACACGGAAAACGACUGUAAGUUUGUUUAUGAAAUCUGUAUUGCUUUUUGGCCCUUUUGCGUCUUUCCUACUUGGGCAGUCUAUGAUGUAUUAAGGAACUGGCUAUCAAGUGGUGGCUCAGAUGGUCCCUUUGGAAGUAUCAAGUCUUAUAUAUACUCCUGCAGGGACAAAUCGUACAUUAAGGACGAUUGUAUGACUUGGUUGUAACGACGAGAUUUAAGAAGCCCAGUUCUGCUUGGUUUUCUGUUCAUGGAAGUUCUCGAUUGGCUCGAAUUCGUUGAGCAAAAUACUUCUUCCUCUUAAUGUUAGAGAAGUCAUCCAAUUGAACAGAAAUCUUCUGUCCCCAUCGCUCUGGGCAAGUAAAAGAAGAAACUUCAAGAUAUUUUUCAACAACCAUUUCAUAGUACAUGGUGGUUAUAUUCCACUGAGUCUUUAUUCCAUACUCCAACACAACACCAUGAAACCAGUAUCUACUACUCUACCCAUCUUUCAAACCCCUUCUGAAUAUCCUCCAUUGAACAAAGAAAAUUGACAAAAACAACAGCCCAUCAAAGUUUCAAGACCCUACUCAAAAGCCUACCGCCACAUCCUCUACUGCGUCCCAACAUUCUCCAACCCCUCCGGUAAAACAAUGACACUAUCCUGUCGAAAAUCUCUCAUCCACCUCGCUCGCAAGUAUGACGUCCUGAUCCUAUCAGACGACGUCUACGAUUCCCUCCAAUGGCCCAUCACCCCAUCUCCUCUCUCCCCCACCAAACCUCAUGCCCUUCUCCCCCGUCUUGUAGACCUCGAUGCAACACUUCCUCCCAUCCCAUCUAGUACUGAAUUCGGCAAUACUGUGUCUUCAGGCACAUUCUCAAAGAUUGCUGGACCGGGCGUACGGACAGGAUGGGCGGAGGCUAGUCCGAAGUUCAUACAUGGCCUCUCGCAAUGUGGAUCUUCUCGUUCGGGGGGCGCGCCUAGUCAGUUUACUGCGACGAUUAUAUUCGAGUUGUUGAAGAGCGGGGAUCUUGAUAGACAUAUUAAUGAUGUACUUAUACCGACUUAUCAGAGACGAUACACAAUUCUGAGGGAGGCAAUUGAGAGGGUACUUGUCCCCAAGGGCGUAGUAGUGGGCGAAACUUCCGUUCGCAGUACUACCGCAAUGUCUGGCAAAGGGGAGGGAGAGGGAGAGGGGGUCUUUGGAGGAUACUUCCUCUGGAUCACCCUUCCUUCGGGGAUGAGCGCUGAGUAUGUCGCGCUUCGAGCGAAAGAGGAGGAGGAGUUGAUUCUGGCUCCUGGGAGGAUCUUUGAGGUUGACGGGGAGUCGGAGGAGGGGUCUAAGGGAGUGAUGGAGUUUGGGAGUUCGAUUCGCUUGUGUUUUUCUUGGGUGGAUGAGGGGGAUCUGAAGGAGGGUGUUGAGAGGCUUGGACGGGUGGUUGAGAGGGUUGGGGUGAAGGGCUGA